GUUGUAUUAGGCAUGCUAGGAUUUUUUCCAUUGGCCCCCCACUUAAAGCUAGUACAUGACUCUCUCUGUUAAAAAAAAUGCCAUAAAUCUUUAAUUUUUGUGUGGAGUAUUUACGAAAAUAAUACUCCACGAGAUGGUGAUAAGGUCAACACUUCAAAACCAAUGGCUAUGGCUGUUUUUCUCUCUCUUCUUUAUGCUUCUGUAGGAAUUGUGUCUGCAUUGUCUCAUCCAGACAAGGUCAUUAAAUUGCCUGGACAACCUCAAGUGGGGUUCCAACAAUUUUCUGGAUAUGUUACUGUUGAUGAUAAGAAGCAAAGAUCUCUUUUUUACUACUUUGUUGAAGCUGAAACAGAUCCAGCUUCAAAGCCUUUAGUAUUAUGGUUAAAUGGAGGGCCUGGUUGUUCUUCACUUGGGGUUGGUGCAUUUUCUGAAAAUGGACCAUUUAGACCAAGAGGACAAGUUCUUGUUAAGAAUGAACACAGCUGGAACCAAGAGGCAAACAUGUUGUAUUUGGAAAGCCCAAUUGGAGUUGGGUUCUCUUACUCUGCUAAUACUUCUUCAUAUGAGGCAGUAAAUGAUGAAAUAACAGCCAGGGACAAUGUUGUAUUCUUACUACGCUGGUUCCAUAAAUUUCCACAGUACAGCAAAAGCAAUUUGUUUUUAACUGGUGAAAGUUAUGCAGGACAUUAUGUACCUCAACUAGCUAAGCUCAUGGUGGCCUAUAACAAGAAGCAGCAGCUGUUCAAUCUAAAAGGAGUUGCACUAGGUAAUCCGGUUCUGGAAUUCGCGACUGACUUUAACUCGAGGGCAGAGUACUUCUGGUCUCAUGGUCUAAUAUCAGAUCCUACAUACAGAAUGUUUAGUUCUACUUGUAAUUAUUCUCGAUAUGUUAGCGAGUACUACAGGGACUCUUUAUCGCCAAUCUGUUCGAGAGUCAUGAGCUUAGUAAGUAGAGAAACCAGUAAGUUUGUGGACAAGUAUGAUGUAACCCUUGAUGUUUGUAUUUCCUCUGUGCUCUCCCAAUCCAAAAUUAUAAGUCCUCAUGAAAAUACCGAGAAGUUAGACGUAUGUGUGGAAGAUGAAGUCGUCAAUUACUUGAACCGAAAAGAUGUAAGAAGGGCCCUUCAUGCUGAGCUUGUUGGAGUACGCAGAUGGGCUGUUUGCAGCAGCAUUCUGGACUAUCAAUAUCUUGACAUAGAGAUACCAACCAUCUCCAUAAUAGGAAUGCUUGUCAAAGAAAGAAUUCCAGUCUUGAUAUACAGUGGGGAUCAAGAUUCUGUCGUUCCACUGAUUGGAAGCCGUGCAACUGUUCAUCAACUAGCAAGGCAGAUGCGGCUGAACACAACUGUCCCCUAUAGAGUUUGGUUUGCAGGACAACAGGUUGGUGGAUGGACACAUGUUUAUGAUAAUAUGCUCACCUUUGCCACCAUUAGAGGUGCUUCUCAUGAGGCACCUUUCUCACAGCCAGAGAGAUCACUUGUGUUGUUCAAGUCAUUUCUUCAAGGCAAGCCACUCCCUGAAGUUUUCUGAUCAGAUGCCAAAUUGUAAAUAGCUUUGUCACCAUUAAAUGUCAAAGGAUCUUUCUUGUUUUUUUCUAUUUUUUUAUUUGGCUUUUGCUCUUCAUUUUUUGUUUGCUCCAAAGAUGAAAAGAAAGAAGAUUACAAGUAUCAAGUGUUAAUCCUCAGACAGUGAAAAAGAAGAAUGGAAAGUGAUUACUGGAAACCAUGCAAGAAAAAUGAAAUUAUGAGUUUCAAUGUGAGUUCAUGCAUGGAAGAUCUAGGAACCUCUAAAAAGAUUUUUUUUUUUUUUUUUUUCAUAUUCUACAUAGGAUGUGUAGAGUGUUGUUGUAACUUUUAUUGGAAGCAAAAGAUUCCAUGACUAAACAUUUGAUCUUAAUGGAGUAGUUUCUAUUGAUUCGUAGGGCCUAA
Molecule: messenger RNA, 1928 nt
Organism: Capsicum annuum
Lineage: Eukaryota; Viridiplantae; Streptophyta; Magnoliopsida; Solanales; Solanaceae
Product: serine carboxypeptidase-like 45
Exons: 11
Coding region: 163-1530 (455 amino acids)
Biological process (GO): proteolysis
Cellular component (GO): vacuole
Molecular function (GO): serine-type carboxypeptidase activity
Source: RefSeq, a predicted model, not a curated record